AUGCACCUGCUCGGCUUCUUCCUGCUGCUUUUGACAGCCACAGAUGGUGCCAUCUUCUACUGCAGCGUCACCGAGCCGCCGAUCGCCAAGAACAAAAAUCCCCGACCGUGCCACAUCCAUGCCGACGACUUCAACUCAUCUCCGGACCGGGAUAGCCGCGUCUUCUUCAGCGAGAUAUUCGAACUCCAGGACAAUGAAUUCCGCUACGUAUGCGACGAGCCGUCGGUGAUGUGCUUCUCGGUGACGACGCGAAACGGAAGUGACGCUGGCUGUUACGAGACGAGCACCGUCGUGCGGGACGACGAGUGCGAGUGCAAAGGAUCCGGCCCCGGCGUCGCCCCGAAGAAGCUGAUUUCUGCCGACCCCCAGCUCGCCAAGCUGUUCAUCGGCAUCGUCUCAUUGGGGAAGAAGAAAAAGCGGCCGAACGCGACAAAGUGCUCGGAGUCCAACUACAUUGGCUACGUCGACGCCGACAUGGACGUCAAGCCGCCUCCCCCGGCCACGCGUAAGCCCUCCGGAAAUCCACAAAAUCCAGGGCAACCCGACGGCAAGGAUGGUAAACCUGGCGAGACGACGGGACCGGCGGGCGACUCCGUUACUCCGGAUGAGAAGCAGGAGCCGCUGAAAUACGUGCUCAUCGGUCUGCCCCUCCUCAUCCUGCUCAUCAUCGCCUCGUGCGUGGCCAUCUACUGUUGGCUGAAGAAGCGGAAGCCGCCCGUCCAUGCCAAGACGCCCAAAACACCAAACUCGACCACCUCGAACUCGAAGAGUCCCGGUGCGCCGCCCUCGAAAACCCGC
Messenger RNA from Mesorhabditis spiculigera, 798 nucleotides. Lineage: Eukaryota; Metazoa; Nematoda; Chromadorea; Rhabditida; Rhabditidae. The record is from the annotation of a GenBank genome assembly.